Molecule: messenger RNA, 1303 nt
Organism: Syngnathus acus (greater pipefish)
Lineage: Eukaryota; Metazoa; Chordata; Actinopteri; Syngnathiformes; Syngnathidae
Gene: pcsk1nl
Product: proprotein convertase subtilisin/kexin type 1 inhibitor, like
Exons: 5
Coding region: 105-935 (276 amino acids)
Biological process (GO): negative regulation of endopeptidase activity
Molecular function (GO): endopeptidase inhibitor activity
Source: RefSeq, a predicted model, not a curated record
UACCUCAUCUAGCUUUUCGCUCUCCUUCCCCGUCUCUCUCACCCCCCCUUCCCUACAUAGCCACCUCGUUGUUGUUGGAUUUUCGUGCGUGUUCAGUGGUCAGAAUGGCGUCGCUUGGCCUCCUACUGCUCAGUGCCGCACUGCUCCACGCCGCUCAGUGUGCACUUGCAGCUCGCAUAGGAGUCGGCCGUCAGAACCCGUUGGCCUACGACGAUGACCGUGAUGAGAUGAUGUCACAUCCGGCCUACUACCGGUCAGGUGGCUGGAGUGGGCCCAGCUUGGAGCAGGCCCUUCAACGAUUGGUGGAGAGGGCUCAGAGACGGGAGCAGGAGGAGGAGCAGCGAACAGCGUCCUUGGCAUCUUUGCUUCGCCUCCUCGCCCAAGCUGGGGCUGCCCAAUUGGUUGCUCCUGGGGAUGUACAGCUGGGAGAAGGGGAUUUCCAGGGCCAGAACCAGGGCCGAGGUCCAAGUCGGGGGAGGCCCCCUGCGGCCUGGUGGACACCUCAGGUGCUUCAGGCCCUGCUAGACAGGGUGGAGCCACAAGUAGGUGGAGCCCAGGCGGCAAAGACAAGGCUUGAUCGAUUUCGGGGUGAUGACUACGAAGACAUCAGCGAUGACGAUUUGAGACGUCUACUUGCCAGGAUCCUUCCAAUCCUCAAACCCGACUAUGCCCCCUCCAACCGGCGCACACGGCGGGAUCUGUCUGUCACAGAGACCGCUGGAAGCGCCCACAAGAGAAGCCGCCGCUCCCUUGGUGAUGAUGCCUUGCCACCAUCCGGCAACGAACCACUGCUCAGGGUGAAGAGGCUGGAUGAGGAUGAAGAGGACGGGCAGCAACUUGACACGGUGGCUAACGUGCAACAUGGCGCCCGACGCCGGAGAGCCGCUCGGAACCACGUGCUGCUUCACCAGAUUGUCAACCACAUGAGGAAGUAGGAAAGGGAAUGUUGGAAGUGGUGUUGAGCAGAUUCAUCUUUAUUGUCAUGAACAUAUGCCUAUUCAAGAAAUGUCCUCAUCAUAGGGUCAUUGCAAAAUGUUACUAUAUCGGUGGGAAAGUUCUUAAAUGAAGCCUGAUUAUCGGUAGGUGUGUAUCCCACUUCAAUCAUUAACAGGACCAGCGGGGGGGGGUUACUUUUAACACACCCCACACAAUAAAACAAUCAAGAGUCCUCUUUAACAAGUUGGCCUUUGCUGAAUUUGAUCAAAAGUAAAAAAAAAAAACUCAAUUACAAAGAAAUAUCUAAACCACACCACAGAAUAAUCUGGAUCAUCUUCAAAGAUAUCCGCCAAUCAGGCUUUUACUG